AUGUUGUACCAAAAUGUUUCUGGACUUAGUAAGAUACAUGAACAAAAUCUUAUUCAUUGUGAUUUUCAUGAUGGCAAUAUUUUAAUUCAUAGAGAUAAAAAGGAUAAAGAAGAUAAAGUUUAUAUAUGUGAUUUUGGAUUAUGCCAACCUGUAAAAUCUUUUUUGAUAGAAUAUGAUUAUUAUGGUGUUAUACCACCAUUUAAUAAUAGAACACAUGACGUUUAUCUUUGUUUAAGUAUUUGUAAAGAUGGUGAACGUCCUGAAAUUAUUGAAAAUACUCCACAAUGUUAUGUAGAUUUAAUGAAAAAAUGUUGGAAUGAAGAUCCAUUAAGAAGACCAUCUUCUAAAGAAGUAUUAAAAAUUAUUGAAAAAUGGAUUUUUUAUUCUUAUGAAGUUAGUGAAGAAUUAAAAAGCAACAUUAUGGAAUUUAUAAAUGCACCAAUUGGGCAGCAUAACAAUCUUGUUAAUGAAUCACAUCCACAAGCAUGUGAUACAAGUAGCUUACUUAAUUUUACUAGUAAAGAAUUGAAUGAAAUUCUUGAAAAUGAAAUGCUAAAUGAAGAUUUAGUAAGUGAAGAUUUGAGUGAAUGUACGGUUAAUUUGAAGUCAUUAGAUGAAAAUACUAGUAAAAAGUUGAAUGAAAUUCUUGAAAGUGAAGAUUCACAAGCUAGUGUAAGAGCAAAUGAAAUGCUAGUAAGUGAAGAUUUGAAUGAUUAUAUGAUUAAAGAUUUGGAAUCAUUAGAUGAAAAUUAACUAAUUUUUUGGGUUUUUUAAAAAAAGAUUUAAUAGUUUUUUUUAAGUUAAUUUUUGAUAUUAUGCAUUCAACAGAAAUUGUUCUUUA
Molecule: messenger RNA, 841 nt
Organism: Rhizophagus irregularis DAOM 181602=DAOM 197198
Lineage: Eukaryota; Fungi; Glomeromycota; Glomeromycetes; Glomerales; Glomeraceae
Source: RefSeq, a predicted model, not a curated record